This is a messenger RNA of Arvicanthis niloticus (Nile rat), 1219 nucleotides long. It is a transcript of the gene Rwdd2a, whose product is annotated as RWD domain containing 2A. The record is from RefSeq and is a predicted model, not a curated record. Gene Ontology annotation, molecular function: protein binding. Lineage: Eukaryota; Metazoa; Chordata; Mammalia; Rodentia; Muridae.
GCUCGCGCCCGCGGAACUGCGGCUGCGGUUCGGAGCGGGUUCGGGGGCUGCUUGGCUUGAGUGAGCUGGAAGGAUUUCCAGGCCGGCUGAUUUGGAGACAUGUCAGCGUCGAUAAAAGAAAGCCUUCAGCUUCAGCUGCUGGAGAUGGAAAUGCUGUUUUCUAUGUUUCCUAACCAAGGGGAAGUAAAACUUGAAGAUGUAAACGCCCUAACAAACAUAAAGAGGUAUCUGGAAGGCACUAGGGAGGCGCUCCCACCCAACAUCGAAUUUGUGAUCACCCUCCAAAUUGAGGAGCCCAAGGUGACAAUUGAUUUGCAAGUAACCAUGCCUCACAGCUACCCAUACGUGGCUCUGCAGCUGUUUGGACGGUCACCUGAGCUUGACAGACAACAGCAGCUUCUUCUCAACCAAGGUCUCAGUGCUUAUCUCGGGACUUUGGAUCCAGGCGAGCUGUGUGUCUGUGCAGCCAUCCAGUGGCUGCAGGACAACAGUUCAUCCUUCUUCCUCAACAGAAAGCUGCCGGAUGAGCCAUCCGUACAAGCAAAGCCAGUGAAGAACACAUUUCUCCGGAUGUGGAUCUACAGCCACCACAUCUAUCAGCAGGACCUGAGGAAAAAGAUUCUGGAAGUGGGGAAAAGGUUAGAUGUGACUGGCUUUUGCAUGACAGGGAAGCCCGGGAUAAUCUGUGUGGAGGGCUUCAAGAAUCACUGUGAGGAGUUCUGGCACACAAUCAGAUACCCCAACUGGAAACACAUUUCCUGCAAGCAUGCGGAAAGUGUGGAGACAGAGGGGGACGGCGAAGACCUGCGCCUCUUCCAUUCUUUUGAAGAAUUACUCCUUGAGGCCCAUGGGGACUAUGGGUUGCGGAAUGAUUAUCACAUGAACCUGGGCCAAUUCCUAGAGUUUCUCAGAAAACACAAAAGUGAGCAUGUUUUUCAGAUAUUAUUUGGUAUUGAAAGCAAAAGUCCAGAGUCCUAAAACCCUAUUAAGAUGUCUAUGCUUAUAACUGCAUUAAGUAUUUAUGUUAAAAUAAAAUAAAAAGGCUAGUGACUAUAUAGAAUUCUGGGUAAAAAACCUAACUCUAGAAUUUUCUCACUGCUAAUGCUAACAGGCCUUUUAACUUUGUACCAGUGUAACUGUGAUGUCUCCAGGCGGCUGUGUAAAGUCACACUUGAAUACCAUUUCAUUAUAAAUCAAUAAAAUGAUAUAUUUAACCACA